AUGGCAGAGGGCAACGGGAACGGGGUGACCGGCUUCCUCCUGAAGGGACUGUCAGACUGGUCGGAGGUGCGAUUCGAGGCCUUCGACACCGUCUACUCGACCACGUUCCUGGACAACGGUGCCUUUCUCCUCGCCCUCUGCGCUGACCGCCGUCUUCACACGCCCAUGUACCUCUUCCUCGCCAACUUUUUAUUGCUGGACGUCUCCCGCUUCACGGUCACGGUGCCCAAGAUAUUGCAGGACCUUGCCACCAGAGACCGGCAAUCUCAUUGGCCAGGUGCGCCUUUCAGCUCUAUUUCCUGGUGGCCCCGGAGUGGAGUCUUCCUCCUGAAAGUCAAGGCCUCUGAGCAUCACUUGGCCAUCCUCCGCCCUCUCCGCUACAGUGUUCUCAUGGACGGGGGUGUUACUACUGAGACGUCCCUCCGGUCACGGGUCCGUCCCACUCUGGAGGUGGUCGGGAUCGGCGCCUUCUCCAUCACUUUAGGGUCCUAUGUCCUCAUCGUAGCCGCCAUCUUGAAGAGUCGCUCGGCCGAGGGGAAGCGCCGGGCCUGGUCCACCUGCACCUCCUGCCUGCUGGCCGUUGGCCGCUUCUACGACCCCGCCAUCUUUAGCUACAUCCGGCCAUCUUCUGGUCACUCUUCUGGAAGCGACGGGCUCGUGGGCAUGCUUUAUGGCUUUCCCAACCCCCUCGUCGACAGCCUGAGGAACGAGGAGGUCAAGGGGGCUCUCCGGAAGUUGCUGAGGGAGACAUUAGGCCUUGGAUUUCUUCAGAACCCAUAG
Molecule: messenger RNA, 780 nt
Organism: Tachyglossus aculeatus (Australian echidna)
Lineage: Eukaryota; Metazoa; Chordata; Mammalia; Monotremata; Tachyglossidae
Product: olfactory receptor-like protein OLF3
Exons: 2
Coding region: 1-780 (259 amino acids)
Biological process (GO): G protein-coupled receptor signaling pathway
Cellular component (GO): membrane
Molecular function (GO): olfactory receptor activity
Source: RefSeq, a predicted model, not a curated record